Amborella trichopoda is the source of this 2576-nucleotide messenger RNA. RefSeq names its product Pentatricopeptide repeat (PPR) superfamily protein. Gene Ontology annotation, molecular function: mRNA binding; protein binding. Lineage: Eukaryota; Viridiplantae; Streptophyta; Magnoliopsida; Amborellales; Amborellaceae. Gene Ontology annotation, cellular component: mitochondrion. The record is from RefSeq and is a predicted model, not a curated record.
AUCGGUACUGUCCCACCGUUUUCCAAUCCGGAUUUGGCAUUUUCAGAACUAAAUUAAGAGUGGUCUUACCAUUCUUAAGCCACCAGCUCAAACUGUUACACAGACCUUGCGAGUGAGCGAAGACUAGCAUUUGCCUCUUGCUUUUUGUAGGUAUGUCUCGUAGUCUGCAAAUUUUCUGCUUUCCACAAUUCUGAAAAUUACUCAUAUGAUGAAACAGGGUCUGGAGUUCUCUGUCUCUUGUCCACAAGGUUCAACAAUAAACCCCAACUAGAAGAUGAUUUCUAUGUGCCAUGAAAGAUGCUAAGAUUGAACCAUUGGCACCCCAUAUCUUUUUCUAGACUACUCUGCACAGUCUCCUACUCAUCAGACGCCCAAAAGCUUUCUAAAUUACUCUUAGACAUUGGCAAUCUUGAUGAUAUCGAAUCAAACUUGAACCAGUCCGAAAUCUUAAUCUCCCCACCAUUAGUGACCCAAGUUAUGGAGUCAUGUACGCAUCGUGCACAAACCAGGAGGCUCUUAAGGUUCUUCACUUGGUCGGCGAAACAACCCACCUGUAAAUUACCAGACACUUUGUUCAAUCAUGCCAUCAAACUCUUUGCUUCACUAAAGGACCUUAGAGCCAUGGAACUCCUGGUCACGGAGCUCAAGAGAGAGAGCAGAGGAAUGGGUAUUGAUACAUGGGCAGCCAUUGCUACAACAAUGGUGGAUCAUGGAAAAGAGGACCAAGCAAUUGGUAUAUUUAAGAACAUAGAGAAAUAUAGGUGCCCAAGAGAUGAAAAGAGCUUGAAUCUUCUGGUUCAUGCUCUAUGUGCUCGAGGCCAUGCUCGCAAAGCUGAAGGUGUGGUGUGGAAUGCGAAGAAUUGGGUUUCGAUGGAUUCAUAUAUAUUCACCACCCUGAUCCACGGGUGGUGUAUCAAAGGGGAGUUUAAGGACGCUAGAAGGGUUUUUGAGGAGAUGAGGUCUAAUGGAUUUAGUCCGAAUUUGGUUGCUUACCAUAGUUUAAUUAGAUGUGUUUGUGCAAAAAAUCUGAGGAUUAAUCCAUCUGCUCUUGUUCGAGACUUUUUUGAAUUGGUUAUGGAAAUGAGGUCUAAUAGUGUUUGUCCCACCACAAUUAGCUUCAAUAUAUUGAUCUCUUAUUUGGGUCGGGCCAGAAGAGUUAAGGAAGCUGAUCAGGUUUUCCGAGCAAUGGUCCAAGAGGGGUGUGAUCCUGAUUAUGUUAGUUAUUUUUUGGUUGUUAGGCUUUUAUACUUGACUGGUAGAAUGGGUAAAGGAAAUGAGAUGGUGGAUGAGAUGAUUCAGAUUGGGUUGAAGCCCAAGGCCAGGUUUUAUCAUAGUUUGACUGGGGUCUUAUGUGGGGUUGAAAAGGUUGAUCAUGCCCUUUGGCUUUUAGCGAGAAUGAAGGAGAAUUGUUCAGAGGUUUAUGGUCCCACUUAUGACUUGCUUAUUACGAAGCUUUGUAAAGGAGGGAAGUUUGAGAUUGGUAGGAAGCUUUGGGAUGAGGCAUUGGAGAGAGGGGCAGUGCUUCAAUGUUCCGUUGAUCUGUUGGAUCCAUCAAAAACUGAGGUUUAUAAGCCGAAAAGGAAGGAAAGAAUGACAGAGUUGGCCCAAAAAGGGCAGAAGAAGAACAAGAAGAAACAACACUUGCAGAUGCAAAAGACGAGGAAAAAGAAGAAAUGAGUGAUCACUUUUGUAUGUUAAAGAUAUGGAUACAGACACGAACAUGGACAUGUCCAAGGAGAAGGGAUACCAUUCAGCUUUCCAUGAAUUCCUGCACAGAUAUGAAUAAUAUCUUAUCAAACAAGAACAACAGAUGAACUUGAUGAUUCACACACAAACAUGAAACUUAUACAAAGUGCAUUUUUGGCCAACAUAAUUUUGCUUCUUACACAAGACCAAUGGUGGCACCAGUAUCACAUAUUGUCAAUCCCUUUCCCCAAUGAGAGGAAGCUGAUUGAGAAAGAAACUUGGAAGCCAAUUAUUCUGAGAUAGCUUUCUGAUCAGAGGCAGUGAGAUGCGUGGAGCUUGACUGGCCUUUGAUGUUCACAAGGGAGGUCGUGUUGUCAUAAAAGGAUCUUCAAGCCUGCAAUCGAACCUUGAUGGACGUUGUGUUAUGCCAGUGCACCAUUGAUGUUCUUGAGACGGUUCUGGUGAUCAUCCAAGAGUGGGGGAGCUACAUAACACCUUUCCUUGUUUCUUAGAGCUUCAUGCUUUUAUUUAGAGGGGAGUGGAUGAGGUUGACAGGGGUCAGCUGAGCUUGAAUUUGUUGGAAACUGUGCAGAUUCUGCCGCUCCUCUUAAGGUUUUCUCGUUAAAUUUUGGGAUAUCGGAGGCAUCCCUUGACUUUUAAGAAUCUAAGGGCAUAUAGGAUUCUUGUGCCUGUUUUAUUGUUCAGCCCUUGUUGGCUCUUACAGGUUGGUAGAAAUUUUUUUGGGAGAUUCCAAGUGAUGCUAGAUGAUAUGAAAGCUCUCUUGGAUUCAAAACUUUGAUUAUGUUGGGACAUAAGUUCACAUGUUUGGCUAUGCGGCCAUUUGAUCAUUUCUAAGUGUUUGGGCUAUUGGGGGCCAAAGUUCCUGCAAA